Molecule: messenger RNA, 918 nt
Organism: Cucurbitaria berberidis CBS 394.84
Lineage: Eukaryota; Fungi; Ascomycota; Dothideomycetes; Pleosporales; Cucurbitariaceae
Exons: 4
Coding region: 1-918 (305 amino acids)
Source: RefSeq, a predicted model, not a curated record
AUGUCAGAUCGCGGCAGCAGAGUCAACUCGCGCGAGUCUACGCUCGAGACCACUAUUACUGCACCCGACAUAUCUCCAUCUUCUGACCCCGCUGCAUCCGACAAAAAGAAGGUGCCAAUGGGACUGGCCGAGCCUUGCCGCCCGAGGCCCUUAACAUCCAACUGUCUUAACAAGAACUACAUCGAAAUUGACGGCAUGUGCUUCCAAGACAUGGCUGUCGCCAUGGCAGCCAUGAACCAGGCUCCAUGGCGUGCGCCCACCAAUGACGCCUCUAUACCACAAUCCGAUGAAGAUCAUCGCAAGGUUGCUAAACAGCUUACGGAGGCUUUCAAGGACCUGGGUGCGGCAAAGGAUACGCAGAACAAUGCCUACCGCAAGCGCUUGACAAAGGGGGAGGAUGUGUAUUAUUCGGACUGGGCUAUUGAGGCAUGCGCCUGGAACAUCCUCAGUAUGGUCAAAUCCAUUCACAUCGACGGCUUCAAGAUUCCCAUCUAUGACCGGACGAUCAUUGACUCGAUUGGUCAAACCCAGCUGUGGACAUUCCAAGAGCGCAUCGACUGGAUUUGCUUAGUACUCAGGACAUCCAAGAGCAUAGCUGUCACUCUCAUGAAGCACGAGAAGAUCUGGACCACCAUCGGUGCACCCCACAAGCUUUACAACAGCACUCUAGUAAACACCAUCUCGAAUGGACAACGUAACAAUUGGGUCAAGGUGGGCCGCGAGGCUGAUGAACAACAUCAGAAGCGCCCAAACAAGCGGCAGCGCGCUACCUCUACUAUCAUCCAGAACAGUGCCGACUCAAACACCACCAAUACAUCUCUGCAGACCUUCUCUAACGGCCUGGCUAAUAACUCCAAUACCACCAAGGGUGCAAAAGGCAAGCAGCAGCUGAAGUUUGCUAAAGCUCGUACUGGUUAG